Messenger RNA from Lotus japonicus, 4093 nucleotides. RefSeq lists its product as uncharacterized. The record is from RefSeq and is a predicted model, not a curated record. The transcript has 5 exons. Bases 412 to 3882 code for a protein of 1156 amino acids. Gene Ontology annotation, molecular function: nucleic acid binding; zinc ion binding. NCBI's taxonomy places the organism in Eukaryota, Viridiplantae, Streptophyta, Magnoliopsida, Fabales, Fabaceae.
AUUUCUGAAAUGGCUUAAUUGCAGUUUUCCUCCCUCAUGUUUCACCGUUGUGCGAAGUUCCUCCCCCAUGUUUAAAAGGAGCAGAUUCGCUCCCUCAUGUUUCAAAAUGUGCAGAUUCGAUCCUUCCGUUAGUUUGCCGUCUGAAAGCUAACGGCAGAUGCUGACCUGGCUUCCUUUUCACACCCCCCCUUGCAUACCACCCCUAUUUUUUAAAAGAAAAACACGAAAAAUAAAUAUAAAUGAAAAUAUGCUAAACCUAAAUCCCCAAAUCAGACUUCAUAAGCCUUCACCAAAAUUAGAAACCCUCUUUGUGCGAUUUCCCUCCUCCAUUUUUCCCCUCAAUCUCUAAAGUCCAUUGAUCUCUUCGCCCAAACUGCUCAAUCGCACGGUUCUUCGUUGAGAUUCCCUUCAAUGGCUGGUGGUCCCAGGCGUGGAGGUAGAGGGCGACAACGACGAGGCAACGACAAGGGAAAGGAGCCUGUCGGUGAACAAAGCACACGUGAGGGGAAGGGAAAAGAGCCUGUCGUUCAAGAACCUGUCGAGGGAGAAGGAAAGGAGCCCGUCCUCGAAGGGUGGCAGUUGUUUGGAGCCGACGAUAUUCCAAACCAUUUCCGAUUUAGGCCUACUGUUGUGAGUAAAUUGACAUUGAUUAUUUGGCAUAAAGGUCAUUUUGUGUUUGAGCCUACAUGUGCGUAUGUUGAAGGGGAGUCUGAAAUAUUGCCAGGUUGGGAUCCAGAUCAAAUAAAUUCAAUAGAAGUAGACAAGAUAGUGACAGCACAUUUAGGGUAUGCUUCAUAUAAGUGUUUGUGGUAUAGGGCUCCUACUUUAGGGUUGUUUGAUGGCCGCAGACCACUUAGGGAUGAUGGAGAUGUUCAUCAAUUUCUGAGUGAUGUCAAGGGUUUCUCUGAAGUUGAGUUUUAUGUUGAGCACUUGGAAGAAACUGGAGUACAAACUGGUGAAUUGCAGAAAGGGACACAGAUAUUUGUGGAGGACAUUGACUCUGAAACAGAGUCUGCUUUUGUGAGUGUAGCAAGGGAGGCAGAGGCUGAGAUUGACAGUCUUGCAAGGGGGGUGAGUGAGGUAAGGGCGGUGUCUGAAGUUGUGAGUGAAGAGAGUGUGGUGCACGAGGGUGUGAGUGAAAAGAGAGUGCUGCCUGAGGGUGUGAGAGAGGAGGUUGUGGUGCAUGGGGGUGUGAGUGAACAGAGGACUGUGUCUGAGGUUGUGAGUGAACAGGGGGUACAACAAAAUAUUGUUAGCCUGACUGGGGAGCACAUAUCAGAUGAUGACAGCUUGGAUGAUGAUUAUGAAGCAUUGAGUGGGGAAGAAGAAUCUAAUGAUGUGAGCCUUGAUGACUCAGACUUUGAUGAGAGAUGGGAGUGGACUACUGUUUUGCCAACUGGAGAUGUUGAAGCUGUAACUAGUUUGCUUGGUUCACAAAACCCCAAUUCUACCAACUAUGAUAGUUUUGAAGAUGAGUAUGGAGACUCUUCAGACCUAGAUACUCCACCUGGAAGUGAUUCAGAUACUGAGGAGAGACCCAAGUUUCCUAAGUUCAAGCAAAAGGAAGAUGAUUCUGAAGUCAGGUUUGAGGUAGGUCAGAUAUUUAGUUCUGCUGCUCUUCUUAAGAAUGCAGUGAAGGAUUAUGCCUUGCAGAAUAAGAAGAAUGUUUAUUUGGAAAAAAAUGAUCCAAAAAGGGUUGUAGUUAAAUGUACUGAGGAAUGUGUAUUCUAUCUUAGGGCAUCUAAGUACAAGCAGAACACAUACUUUCAGAUUGUCACAUUAUAUGAUGAGCAUACAUGUGUAAGGACCAGCAAGAAUAGGCAAGCUAAGACCAAGUGGAUAGCAAAGAAGUUUGUGUCUAUGCUAAGACACACACCUUCCUUGAAGGUAGGUGCUUUGGUAGAGGAGGCAAAGAUAAGGUGGGGGGUUGUGUUGUCUAGAUUUCAAGCUUACAGAGCUAAAGUAACUGCAUUAGAGAUGAUACAAGGAGCAGUGCUUGAGCAGUAUAGACAUCUUAGGAGUUUUGGUGAAGAACUCCUAAGAAGCAAUCCAGGUAGUACAGUCAAGAUCAAGAGUGUUGUGGGAGCUGGUAAUCCAGUGUUUGAGAGAAUUUACAUUUGUUUUGCUGCCUGUAAGAGAGCCUUUGCAACCUGUUGUAGACCCUUAAUAGGCUUGGAUGGGUGCUUUUUAAAGGGAUUAUAUGGUGGGCAGUUAUUGGCAGCUGUUGGGAAGGAUGGGAAUAAUCAAAUGAUUCCCAUAGCAUUUGCAGUUGUAGAGGCAGAGACAAAGGAUUCAUGGGCUUGGUUUGUGCACCUGCUAGUUGAUGACUUGAGUAGUGUGAGUCCAAAUGCCUGGGCUUUUAUUUCUGAUCAACAAAAGGGAUUGGUACCCACUUUACAAGAGCUGGAUCCAAAUGUGGAGCAUAGACUUUGUGUAAAGCAUUUAUAUGGGAAUUGGAGGAAAAAAUACCCCGGUCAAGAAAUGAAAGGAGCACUUUGGGCAGCGGCUAGAGCAAGUACUGGUCCAGAGUUUGAAAGGGCUAUGGAUCAUAUGAAGACAUUAAAUGAGGAAGCAUGGAAGGAUAUGAUGGAGGUACCAGCCAAGAUGUGGAGUAGGUCAGCUUUUAGUACUAAUACAGUGUGCGAUCUGCAGGUGAAUAAUAUGUGUGAGGCCUUCAAUAGGGCAAUAUUAGAAUGGAGAGAUAAGCCAAUUAUUACUCUAAUUGAAGGCCUCAAAUAUUAUAUCACUAACAGGAUAGUGAAGCAAAGAGAACUGAUGUUAAAGUACAGGGAUGCAAUUUUCCCUAUGAUCCAACAAAAGCUAGAGGUGAACAAGCAGAAGGCUGAUAACUGGAUACCUAUGUGGAAUGGAGAUGGUGGUUACACUUUGUUUGAGGUUAGUAGGAGUCAAACAGACAAGCAUUCUGUGAAUUUAGCUACAAAGACUUGUUCUUGUAGGAGAUGGGACCUAAGUGGAAUUCCAUGCUGCCAUGCAAUAACUUGUAUGUGGCACAACCAUGUGGCACCUGAAGAAUAUGUUCACCCUUGUUAUAGCAAACAAAACUUCUUGGCUACUUAUGAUCACAUUAUCCUGCCAUCUAAUGGGCCCAAGUUGUGGCCUAUUAGUCGAUAUCCUCCACUUGAUCCACCUUUCAUGAGAAGGGCACCUGGGAGGCCCAAAAAGCAGAGGAGGAAAACAAAUGAUGAGCCCAGAGACCCCAAUAGGCUGAGGAGGUACCAUACCACAAUUCAGUGUAGGAGGUGUGGUGAACCAGGGCAUAACAAAAGGACUUGUACUGGUAAGCAAGCUGCUGACAGGGCUAUACCAGUGGGAGGGAACAAGGAUAAUUCCCAGAUGCUUCAUCCUGAACAAAGGGCAAGUGGGAGUGGAUCUGCUCAAGCAAGAAAUGAUGGUGCUGUUGAAACUGGUGAACAAGAACAAUUGUUGACUACUAGAAGGAGAACUAGAAGAGCAAGUGGGAGUGGAGCUAAUCAACAAGGGAAUGAUGCUGCUGUUGAAACUGGUGCACAACAACCAGGGGUGACUACUACAAAGAGAACUACAAGAGCAAGUGGGAUUGGAGCUGCUAGUGAAGGAAAUGGCGUUUCUGUUGAUACCAAUGCACAUGAAGCUGCUCCAACUAGAAGGAGACCUCCAAGGGCAAGUAGAAGGAGACAACCUCAAGGUGAAGCCUCCCAAGCUGCACAACCAGUUCAAAAUCAUCAACCAAUUCAACCUCAGCAGCCAGUUCAAGCACCAUAUAUACUGACACAGUGCUCACAGACAGCCAGCUCAAUAACAACUCAUGCUCCAGGGGUAGCAAGUGGUUCUCAGGGAACUGGAAGGCCUGGGAAGAAGCAGAAGCUUGUUGUUUUAGGAUGAUGUUAAGCAAAGCAACAAUGCAUAAUAAGAUUUUUUUGUUAGGCUGCUGCCAAAGUGUUAUGUUAUCUUGUUCUGGGCAGAACCUUAUUACUGUUAUUUUGUGUUAGUUUGUGUUACUCGAGUAUGUUAAUGCUUUCAAGUUGUGUGUAACUUGACUAUGUCACUUGCUUUCAAGUUGUGUGUAACUUGACUAUGCUAUUUUCUGUUAUGG